Amphimedon queenslandica is the source of this 1700-nucleotide messenger RNA. Its product is annotated as deoxynucleoside triphosphate triphosphohydrolase SAMHD1-like. The transcript is spliced from 14 exons. The coding region runs from base 71 to 1636 and encodes 521 amino acids. The record is from RefSeq and is a predicted model, not a curated record. Lineage: Eukaryota; Metazoa; Porifera; Demospongiae; Haplosclerida; Niphatidae. Gene Ontology annotation, cellular component: nucleus. Gene Ontology annotation, molecular function: dGTPase activity. Gene Ontology annotation, biological process: defense response to virus; dGTP catabolic process; regulation of innate immune response.
CGGCGCCCUUUGCGCGCCCUCGAAUCCCUUUUUGAUUUUCCUAAAUGCGCCCCUGAGAAGGUAAGAAAAAAUGACUGACAGGAACUCUUCUCCCCCUAGGACUAGUUUAGAGAAAGCAGGCACAGCUAAAGAUUGGAAAGUUUUCAAUGAUCCGAUUCAUGGCCACAUUACUCUACAUCCACUGCUUGUUUCCAUCAUUGAUACACCUCAGUUUCAGCGCCUUCGUUACAUUAAACAGCUAGGUGGCGGCUACUAUGUGUUUCCAGGAGCUUCACACAACAGAUUUGAGCACAGCAUUGGUGUUUGCUAUAUAGCUGGAGAGUUUGUUAAAACUCUCCAGAGUAAACAGCAAGAGCUUAAUAUAAGUACUGAAGAUGUUCUGUGUGUGCAAAUUGCUGGUCUUUGUCAUGAUCUGGGGCAUGGACCUUUUUCACACGUUUUUGAUCAGAAAUUCAUCAAGAGUGGCUGGAAGCAUGAAAAUGCUUCAAAGGACAUGUUAGAUCAUUUGAUAAAGGAGAACAAUCUGUGGCCAAUUUUCAAAGAGAACAAUUUACAUGAGAAUGAUCUAAUAUUCAUUAAAGAAUUGAUUAAACCUCCAAAGCCUGUUGAUGGCAACUGGCCUUGUAAAGGUCGAAACAAAAAUAAAAGUUUUUUGUAUGAGAUUAUAAGUAAUGAAAUAUAUGGUAUUGAUGUUGACAAAUGGGAUUAUUUUGCAAGAGACUGCCAUUGUCUAGGGAUUGCAAACAACUUUGACUAUAAGCGAUACAUAGCCUUUGCUAAAGUCAUGAAAGUUGAUGGGGAUCGUUUGCAAAUCUGCAGCAGAGACAAAGAAGCACACAAUUUGUAUGAGAUGUUUCACACAAGAUACACUUUGCACAGAAGAGCAUAUCAGCACAAGACUAAAGUUGCUGUAGAAAUGAUGAUCAGUGAAGCAUUAAAAGCAAUAGAUAAUGAGAAUUUUACUAUACCUGGAAAGGAUGCUUGUUUCACAAUUUCUGAGGCUAUAAAAGAUAUGACUGCAUAUACUUUAUUGACAGAUUCUGUUUUUCAGACUAUUAUGAUGCUACCAAAGAAACCCUGGCUUGAAGAGGCUCAAAAAAUUAUUCACAAGUUGCAUACGAGGAGGCAUUAUAAUUAUUUAGGUCGGGCUAUCGUGAAACCAAGUGAUGGAAAACCAGCUGAGGAGGUGGUUAGAAAGGAAAUUUUGAAGUAUAAACCAGAAAACCUUACACUGGAAGAAUCAGACAUUCGCAUUGCAGUUGUAAAAUUUGACUACUGUAUGAAGGAUAAUAGUGACGAUCCAUUUCAAAAGAUGUGGUUUUUCAGAAAAGAUAAACCGGACGAGGCCAUUCGUAUGGUAGGUGAGCAGGUAUCAGCCAUGUUUCCAAAGGCUUACGAGGAAAUACAAAUUUUCUUGUACUGUGAGGACGAAUGCAACAAAAAAAAGAGAGAAAUUGCAAUUGGGUGUUUUGCUAAAUGGUGUGACAAUAAAAAAUACACAUGCGAGAGUGAAGGUGGAGUUGGUAAUACACCUUAUGGUACUCCGGGAAAAUUAAAGCGACCGAGAUCUCCUGAAACGUCAUCAGGAGGAGAAGAGCGAAAGUCCAAGAGACAUCUAGAAUUCCGUGAUAAAUGAAAUAUUUUUAUUUCGUUCAUUAAUUAUUUUUUAAAUAAAGAAGAAUUAAUUUUUUUUAAAUUAA